Drosophila ananassae is the source of this 2855-nucleotide messenger RNA. RefSeq names its product DNA-binding protein K10 (gene fs(1)K10). The transcript is spliced from 2 exons. The coding region runs from base 189 to 1556 and encodes 455 amino acids. NCBI's taxonomy places the organism in Eukaryota, Metazoa, Arthropoda, Insecta, Diptera, Drosophilidae. The record is from RefSeq and is a predicted model, not a curated record.
UUUUACCCACCGAUAAGUAAUGUUCCAUCCCUAUCAGAAUAGAAUCGUAACCAAUUUUUUUUUUUUCGUCGAAUAUCUUGUCAUUAUUUCGUUUGUAAAGUGUUAUUUAAAUCGUAACUGUAUAGUUCAGAGCGUUGACAGUAGUCGUUAGCAUAUCUCUAGCACGCCGUAGGUGGUGUCAAUGCAUAAUGGUGCCCAAGAACCAAUUUCAACAGAACCGGAACAUGCAGCCUCAGCAGCAACAGAUGCAGAUGCAAUAUCCGAACCAGCACCUGCAGUAUCCGCAGCCGCACCAGCACCAGCAACAGUAUCCGCAACAGCAGCAACCCUUUCAGCAGAAUCGUCCAAACAAUAAUAGUAAUAAUAAUGGCAACGGCCACAACAAUAAUAUCAACAAUGCUCGUGCCGCGGCAGCGCCGUACAGAAAGCCCUUCCGGCAGGGGAACAACAACGGCCACAAUGGGAUGGGCGGUAACGGCGGACCGGGUCCGAAUAUCGCCAGCGAUGAUAUCUACUCCUCCUGCCAAAUGCCCAGCGAUUCGCUCUACAUCGACUUUAAUAGUCCGUCGUCUGGAGGCGGUGGCGGAGGAACUGCAGGAGCCGGAGGAGGCAACCAGGGGAAUUGCGAUGAUCAGGGCAAAAAGAAGCUAAUCAAGGGCAGCAAUAAGCAGCAGCAGGGUAACAAUAAUAACAACAAGCAGCAAGGAUACAACAACCAAAUGAACGGACAUAAUGUAGGCGAGUGGCAGCGCUACCCGAAUCCCAUCCAGAAUCGCGGCGGCUUCAAUAACUUCGCCCGCGGACCACGUCCCAUGAUGCCGCCAAUGGGUCCGAUGGGACCCGGCGGACCCAUGGGUCCCGGCGGGCCAGGACCACGUGGCGCCGGGCCAAUGCCACCGUUUCCGCCCAUGCCGCCAUUCCAGCCGGGUAUGCGAAUGCGCGGUCCCAUGGGCGGGCCCCGUAUGGGCGGACCACCGAUGCCGCCGCCUCCGUUUAUGGCCCGCAAUGGUCCCGGUCCGGGACCCAUGAUGGGCGGCCCUCCAAUGCACAUGAUGGGCAUGAGAAUGCCGCCACGUGGUCCGCCGCCGGGCGGUCCGUUCAUGGGACCGGGCAUGAACAUGAACGGAGGACGCAUCAAGAAGCCAAAUCCCAACCUGAUCAAGCAGGGCAUCAAGGGCAAGAGCACCAUCAAGACGCUAAAGCAUCUGAUUAACCAGUAUCCAAUCGACAAGCCCUGGGUGACGGAGGACAUACGGGCGGAGCACGCCAAGAAGCUGGACAUCGAGAACCGUCUGAAGGGCCACAAGAACGACGAGUUGUUCGCCCAGUUCCGGGUGCAGCGGGACAAGUUUGUGACCAAGUACGAGGCGGCCCGGGAGGAGUAUCUGAAGCAGGAGGCGGCCAGCGUGAAGGCGGCCAAGGAUGCCAGGUCAGACAAAGACAAGGUCAAAGACACUGAAAAAAAUGCAAAUUCAAUUGCGAAUUCGAAUCCAAAUCAGGCCACCGCACCUCAGGCGGCCGGAUGCGCCAAAGAUGCAACAAUUUCAAGUCCCUAGGCAGUCCUGGAUACCAGGAUACCACACUCGAAAGAUGAUAUCAGACCCCCCUAUCAGACCCAGAGAGAGAGAAAGAUAAUAUCUAUAUACAUAAAUAAACAAAAAAAAAGAAAGAAAGAAAGAAAGAAUGAGAAGCAAAAACAGCAAGAUCAUCAAAGAAUCGAAGAAGGAUCAGAUGGCUGACUUGUCACACUAUCUGUUCCGGCGACUGAUAACUGAUAACAGAUAACAGUUAAUUGAUAACAGAGCUUACACCCACACGGCCACAGAUUCAGAUUCUAAUUUAAAAAAAAAAAUAAAUGAUUUCCACUUGCCUUUGAAUGAUCCUUGCUGAUAUAUAUCGUUUAUGAUAAUGCCUAGUGAUAAUGAGGAAACUAAAAACUAAAAAUUAAAAAAUCAGGAUCUGAUCGUCCUUUCUAAUGACUCUUGUUAUUUUUGUGACGUAAGAGUGUAACGUAACGUAAGAGUAUUGACUUCUAACUGUAACUGUAAACUUGUAAACGUAAUUCGUAACUGUAACUAUAUAACUGUUUCUGUAUCCAUUUCUUUAAGAUCCAAAAAAAAAUAGUUUGGAAAAAAAGUGAAUUUUUUUGAAAAAUUUUCCAAAAAUAAGCUGACUCAGCAGCAGCAAUAUAUCAUUGUGUACUUUAUUAUGAAAAAAAAGCUAUUAAAAAAAAUAAUAUAUAUACCAAGGUAUAUAAAUAUUAAAUAUUAUUUAAAAAAAAAAAUGAAAAACAAGAAUAAUAAUUUAAAAUGUUGCCUUUGAUUACAAAACUUGAUUGUAUUUUUAAAUUAAUUCUUAAAAACUACAAGUUAAGAUCGCUCUGUGAAGGUGUUUCUCGAUGGUGUGCCUGCCUCUUCUUCUUAUCUUUCCACGCCCCCACCGCCCACUCCACCCCGAUUAGAUCCUUCGAGUCACCUGACAAGUCACCUAACUAAAGAUUAGCCAAAAAAACGAAAAGAAAAACGAAUGAAAUUAGUUAAUAGAUUAAGAUUUAAGCUAAAGACUAAUCACAUUGCCUAUGAACCGGAGUACAAGUCCUCAAAACUAGCACAAAUACCCAAAAAAAAAAAUAAAGGAUAAAAAGGAUAAAUUAGAGAGAGUCCUUUUAAGGUAUAGCCAAAUGUUGGGAGUCCCCUGUCGGGUGCUGUCAGGGCUCCGCCACCCCCUCCACCUAGAUCCAUUGCAUUUGAUCCCACCCCCAUGAUAUACAUAGCCCCCAUAACCCACCUCCCACAUCCCCACAUCCCAUCCAUUAAAUAAUUUCCGAGGAAUAAAGAGAGAGAUUACAAAAUAAA